Ochotona princeps (American pika) is the source of this 2194-nucleotide messenger RNA. RefSeq names its product solute carrier family 6 member 2 (gene SLC6A2). Gene Ontology annotation, biological process: dopamine uptake involved in synaptic transmission; sodium ion transmembrane transport. The transcript has 14 exons. Gene Ontology annotation, cellular component: plasma membrane; presynaptic membrane; neuronal cell body membrane. NCBI's taxonomy places the organism in Eukaryota, Metazoa, Chordata, Mammalia, Lagomorpha, Ochotonidae. The record is from RefSeq and is a predicted model, not a curated record. The coding region runs from base 238 to 2091 and encodes 617 amino acids. Gene Ontology annotation, molecular function: norepinephrine:sodium symporter activity; dopamine:sodium symporter activity; neurotransmitter:sodium symporter activity.
UCCGGUGCGCAACAGCCGCUUGUUUCCAAAAAUUUCCAACAGACGCGCGCGUCUUUCCAGUAACCCUAAGUACACCCAGCUGAGCGCUUCCCGACCCUGGCGUCCUUGGCACUCCGGGAGGUCUGGGAACGCUCCUGCAGGCAAGAACGGCCCAGGUGACCACAUCUGUUCCUUUUGCCCAAGCAGAGUAUCAGCGCCACCCCAGUACCAUUGAAGUCCCUUCCGCCAGCCGCACCCAUGCUUCUGGCGCGAAUGAACUCUCAGGUGCAGCCAGAGAACAGCGGGGCGGACCCGGGACCCCAGCAUCCCCUGAAGGGGUGCAGAGCUGCGGAUGUGGUAGUUGUGAAGGACAGUAACGGCGUUCAGUGCCUCCUGGCGCCCAGCGGCAGCGACUCGCAGCCCAGGGAGACGUGGGGCAAGAAGAUGGACUUCCUGCUGUCAGUGGUGGGCUUCGCAGUGGACCUGGCCAACGUCUGGCGCUUCCCCUACCUCUGCUAUAAGAACGGCGGUGGUGCCUUCCUGAUCCCGUACACCCUUUUCCUCAUCAUUGCUGGCAUGCCCCUAUUCUACAUGGAGCUGGCUCUGGGACAGUACAACCGGGAAGGGGCAGCCACCGUUUGGAAGAUCUGCCCACUCUUCAAAGGAGUCGGCUACGCUGUGAUCCUCAUCGCAUUCUACGUUGGCUUCUACUACAAUGUCAUCAUCGCCUGGUCGCUCUACUACCUCUUCUCUUCCUUUGCCUUCAACCUGCCCUGGACUGACUGUGGCCACGCCUGGAACAGCCCCAACUGCACUGACCCUAAGCUCCUCAAUGGCUCUGUGCUGGGCAACCACACUAAGUACUCCAAGUACAAGUUCACGCCAGCAGCAGAGUUUUAUGAGCGUGGCGUCCUGCACCUUCAUGAGAGCAGCGGGAUUCACGAUAUUGGCUUGCCCCAGUGGCAGCUCUUGCUCUGUCUGAUGGUUGUUGUCAUCGUCCUGUAUUUUAGCCUCUGGAAAGGAGUGAAGACAUCAGGAAAGGUCGUGUGGAUCACAGCCACGCUGCCUUACCUCGUGCUGUUUGUGCUCCUGAUCCAUGGCAUCACGCUGCCCGGUGCUUCCAAUGGCAUUAAUGCCUACCUGCACAUCGAUUUCUACCGCCUCAAAGAGGCCACGGUGUGGAUUGAUGCUGCAACCCAGAUCUUUUUUUCCCUGGGGGCUGGAUUUGGUGUCCUGAUUGCAUUUGCAAGUUACAACAAAUUUGACAACAACUGCUACAGGGACGCCCUCCUGACCAGCACCAUCAACUGUGUGACCAGCUUUGUCUCUGGAUUUGCUAUCUUCUCCAUCCUUGGCUACAUGGCCCACGAGCACAAGGUCAACAUUGAAGAUGUUGCCACUGAAGGAGCUGGCCUAGUGUUCAUCCUGUAUCCAGAAGCCAUUUCUACCCUGUCGGGGUCGACGUUCUGGGCUGUCGUGUUUUUCAUCAUGCUCCUGGCGUUGGGCUUCGACAGCUCAAUGGGAGGCAUGGAGGCUGUCAUCACUGGUCUGGCCGAUGACUUUCAGAUCUUGAAGCGACACCGGAAACUCUUCACACUUGCUGUCACCAUUAGUACUUUCCUUCUGGCCCUGUUUUGUAUAACCAAGGGUGGCAUCUAUGUGGUGACUCUGCUGGACACCUUUGUGGCGGGCACCUCCAUCUUGUUUGCUGUGCUCAUGGAGGCCAUCGGAGUGUCCUGGUUCUAUGGUGUGGACAGGUUCAGCAACGACAUCCAGCAGAUGAUGGGGUUUAAGCCAGGCCUGUACUGGAGACUAUGCUGGAAGUUCGUCAGCCCUGCCUUUCUCCUGUUUGUGGUCGUGGUCAGCAUCAUCAACUUCAAACCACUCACCUACGACGACUACGUCUUCCCACCCUGGGCCAACUGGGUGGGCUGGGGCAUUGCCGUCUCUUCCAUGGUCCUGGUCCCUGCCUACGUGGUCUACAAGUUCCUCAGCAUUCGGGGUUCCCUUUGGGAGAGACUGGCUUACGGCAUCACGCCAGAGAAUGAGCACCACCUGGUGGCCCAGAGAGAUGUCAAACAGUUCCAGCUGCAGCACUGGUUGGCCAUCUGAACCUGGCCCUGAGGAGGCGGAGGUGGAGCCCCGCCAGGCCAGUGUCCAGCUCAGCUGCAUCGGCUCCGCUCCUGCCCCAGACACUCUCUGUCUGGGGCUCGUC